GUCGAAUCUGCUUUCAACUUUACUUAAGUAACGCUGCGGCCCGGCUCCUUGUCCGUGAGGCCUUGACUCUCUCCGCUUUCCCCCACGUCAAAUAACCCGACCCGGACAACUCAGAUCAACCCCGCGCCGAACAUCAGCCUCAACCGGAGAAGCUUGUCUACUUCCAGCAUACAUACCGCAUCCAACUUUGUCGAAUAACCUGGCCGGUUAUCCCAACUUGCUACUACUACUACUACUACUACCACUACUACCCCUGGACCUGUCAAUCGCAAUCCCCAAACGACCUCUCCGAAUAACCAACUAAACUCCUUGAGCAGUCUGCUCCAGGACCACCUUCCCAGCCUCACAUACCUUGUCGGAAUGGCCCGAUAGCAUCCCUACGCUUCAACCUCGUACCGCCUGUUGCAGAAACACCAUUACCUCUUUGGUAAACUCCCGGAGAAUCAUCGUCCAUUCUGAGAGCCGCAUGCGGGGAAUUUCCCCGCCUACUCUUUGACUCGGUCAAAGCACCCUUAUCGCCAGGGCUCGCUGUUGCCUCUGCGAUUAUCACCAGCCCUUUCCACCGCCAUAAUACAUACGUUGCGCUCUUCCUAACGGGCGUUCCCCUCCCCUCCCCUCCCCUGAUCAUCGAAUCAGGCUCUCAAUCGUUCCCGGAAACCCCUUCAUUUCACCAAGGUGGCGUUUUACCUAGACACCAGUAUACAACCCAACCUCGUUGAUUCUUGUUAUUGCGUGUUGCUCGGAAACACCAUCUGUUACUGCGAAUACUACUCCGACACCACGGCUGCUUCUCUCCAGCUCGACUCCGUCGACGACCCACCUCCAAUCGGCUUGCCGUCAUGGAGAUCACCUAUGGCACUUGGUGUCAUGGCGUGUCCACUAGACACCCCCUCCUAUUCUUCGGAAACCAUGAGUCCGACUCUAAGCCCCUUAAACCCCGGGAACGAGAAUGAAAGCGACAAGGCCAGCGACAGCGGCUUCAGCAACGGCGUCGAGACCCCUGCCGCCGCCGCCGCCGCCGCCGCCACCGUCGGUCUCGAUAUAUCGCGCCUGUGUUUCGAAUGCCGCUGGCAGAACUGCGGCAAGGUCUUCCGCAGACCGAGUGAUCUGACCAAACAUGAAAGAUACCACAUCAAGGAGUACCUAUGCGACGAGACCGGCUGCGACAAGGCCUUCGCCACCAUGAAGGACCUCAAACGGCACAAGAAGACGCACGAGACCCUCGACGGCGACAGCUCCGGCUACCGCUGCCGCGUGCCGGGAUGCCGGAAGGCAAAGACCGGGCACGUGUACAACCGCCGCGACAACUUCGUCCGCCAUCUCCGGACCAAGCAUGUGGGGAUGGACUUUGACGUCAGGGAAGAAUAUGAUAUGACGUACUGAGACGUACGGACUCACCCCCAGGGUUUUUUCGAUUUCCGACUGCGGUCCUCCAUCGCCCACUUCUCGCCGUGUCGCCAUGGUUGAGACCCUACGACAGCCCAACGCACAUGAUGAUGCGCCGGGCGGGGGGUUGCGAAAUGAGAGGGAUGGUGGCGAAUUCUAAUGGGUUUUUCUUUUCUUCCGCGGUCACGCCCCACAACCCAGCAACACAUUAUUCACUUUUUCUUUUUCCAUUCGGAACGGUUGCUCCUGCGCAGGCAGUCGAGCGGUCUUGGGUUCGGUUCGGGUUACCUCUCUGGGCCAAACGGGAAAUUAUAGACUUGGGAUGGUUAUACCUGUUUUUUUUUUUGUUUUUUUUUGCUUUCCUCUUUCUGUUUCUCAGUGAUGCAAGCCGUGUUCCUUGGCUAGCCGGUGGUUUGCUCUUCUUCCUCUUCCUCCUUCUUCUGCGCUUCCUUUGUCUUUUCUGGACACCAUUGAUACCUGAUUCUAACGAUACAUGAACGACUUAUGAGUCGACGGCUUUUGGAUACCAAAUAUGAGAGGGUGGGCUUUGAGGGGGUUUGAGCCAACACCGUGUGUGUGUUUUUGUUAGCAGGAAACGUAAUGGUACAGAAAAGUCUGUCUAAUUUAAGGUGUUUCGUAUGUGUAGCUCCAAGAUGGGCCUCCUUCCAUACCGCGGUCGACGUGAUGUUGGAACUGAAUCCCAG
This is a messenger RNA of Colletotrichum destructivum, 2090 nucleotides long. RefSeq names its product Putative Zinc finger C2H2-type. Lineage: Eukaryota; Fungi; Ascomycota; Sordariomycetes; Glomerellales; Glomerellaceae. The record is from RefSeq and is a predicted model, not a curated record. The transcript has 2 exons. Gene Ontology annotation, biological process: regulation of transcription by RNA polymerase II. Gene Ontology annotation, cellular component: nucleus. The coding region runs from base 853 to 1383 and encodes 176 amino acids.